AUAUCCCCAUCAACUUCACCAUGAGUCAAACAAGGAAGAACACUUCCUCAGAAGGAGAAACUAAGCGCCAGACUUCAUCUGUCAACAAAUUUCUCAGGGGCUCCAAAGCUGAAAGCAGAAAAGAGAACAAUGACCUUAAAACAACUGAUUCACAACCCAGCAACUGGAUACAGAAGACAGCCCCCUCAGAGACUGCUAAGCCUCUCAGUUCAGAAAUGGAAUUGAGAUCCAGUAUGGAGAAAUACGAGCAGUUCCUGCAGAAGCUGGGCAAAAAGGCUGUCAACAAGUGUCUAGAUUUGAAUAACUGUGGAUUAACAACAGCAGACAUGAAAGAAAUGGUUGCCUUGCUGCCUUUUCUCCCAGACUUGGAAGAACUGGAUAUCUCCUGGAAUGAUUUUGUAGGUGGAACCCUCCAUUCUAUCACUCAGCAAAUGCAUCUGGUCAGCAAGUUAAAAAUCUUGAGGCUGGGUAGCUGCAGACUUACCACUGAUGACGUUCAAGCACUGGGAGAAGCACUUGAGAUGAUUCCUGAACUUGAAGAGCUAAAUUUGUCUUGGAACAGUAAAGUGGGAGGAAAUUUGCCUCUGAUCCUUCAGAAGUUCCAAAAAGGGAGCAAGAUACAAAUGCUUGAGCUUGUGGAUUGCACCCUCACGUCGGAAGAUGGGACAUUUCUGGGUCAACUGCUACCUAUGCUGCAAAGUCUUGAAGUACUUGAUCUUUCCAUUAACAGAGACAUUGGUGGCAGUCUGAACAGUAUUGCUCAGGGAUUAAAAAGCACGUCAAAUCUUAAAGUACUGAAGUUACAUUCAUGUGGAUUAUCACAAAAGAGUGUCAAAGUAUUGGAUGCUGCUUUUAGGUAUUUGGCUGAGCUGAGGAAAUUAGAUCUUUCCUGCAAUAAGGAUCUAGGUGGAGGUUUUGAAGACUCGUCGGCUCAGUUGGUCAUGCUAAAGCAUCUGCAAGUCCUAGAUCUUCACCAGUGCUCACUAACAGCAGAUGACGUGAUGUCACUGACCCAGGUCAUUCCUUUACUCUCAAAUCUUCAAGAACUGGAUUUAUCAGCCAACAGAAAGAUGGGCAGUUCUUCUGAAAACUUACUCAGCAGGCUCCGAUUUUUACCAGCAUUGAAGUCAUUAGUUGUUAACAACUGUGCUUUGGAGAGUGAGACUUUUACAGCUCUCGCUGAAAGCUCUGUUCACCUCUCUGCUCUGGAAGUAUUUAACCUUUCUUGGAACAAGUGUGUUGGUGGCAACUUGAAGCUGCUUCUGGAAACACUAAAGCUUUCCAUGUCUCUUCGAGUGCUGAGGCUGAGCAGCUGUUCCCUGGUGACAGAGGACAUGGUUCUCCUGGAGUGAUUUUGUUUUCCAGCAUCGGUCAUACAGACGGGUCAUCUGGCCAAACUGCGAAAGCUGGACCUGAGCUACAAUGACAGCAUCUGUGAUGCAGGGUGGACCAUGUUCUGCCAAAACGUGCGGUUCCUCAAAGAGUUAAUCGAGCUGGAUAUUAGCCUUCGACCAUCAAAUUUUCGAGAUUGUGGACAAUGGUUUAGACACUUGUUAUGUGCUGUGACCAAACUUCCUCAGAUCACAGAGAUAGGAAUGAAAAGAUGGAUACUCCCAGCUUCACAGGAGGAAGAACUAGAAUGCUUUGACCAAGAUAAAAAAAGGAGCAUUCACUUUGACCAUGGCGGGUUUCAGUAAGCUGACUUCCC
This is a messenger RNA of Rhinopithecus roxellana (golden snub-nosed monkey), 1708 nucleotides long. It is a transcript of the gene LRRC31, whose product is annotated as leucine rich repeat containing 31. The record is from RefSeq and is a predicted model, not a curated record. Bases 21 to 1352 code for a protein of 443 amino acids. NCBI's taxonomy places the organism in Eukaryota, Metazoa, Chordata, Mammalia, Primates, Cercopithecidae. The transcript is spliced from 9 exons. Gene Ontology annotation, molecular function: protein binding.